AAGUAACCCAAAAACUAAGCUCUACCCAGGGUUAGGACAUAACGUCAGUUGAAAUCCAGUGGGUCCCUCAAUUCAGCCUGGUGGGGUCAUUUGUUUGCAUUUGUGAAUGGAUGUGAAGCAAUGAGAAACGCAAUCGGCCAUCUUUGGCGCCUCUUCUUCAUUCCACGAACAAAAAAGUUCUGUCCGCGAAUGCGGACCAUGAUUCCGUUAGCCGAUAGUCAUUAUGAACAUGACUGUUUAUCACAGUCAAACGCAUGCCCGCUUUAUCAGAGGUAACCAAAGGCACCCAAGUUAAACAGCCUUGGGAGUCGCCUACUAUUGCGCCCUUCGCUUCUUGUUCUACUAGUCUAGGAAAAAGGUCCAUCAGCGCUGCGGAGUUUCCCACCAGUAACGUGACCUGUUCACGGCGACAUCCACGACGACGAUCAAAAUUGUUCCCUAGUUCCUCAGGAUGGCCGAACACGAUGCUCUUUUCGGAUCCUACUCCCACCUGAAGAACCUUUCCCGACAGGAAGAUGCUCUCCAUACUCUCAAACGGCUUGCGUCGAUGGUCAAGCCGAUCAUGCGGGCGCGAGGAUGGCGCGUUAGGCAGCUUGCAGAAUUCUACCCAGACCAACAGAAUCUACUUGGACUGAACGUCAACCGCACUCACAAGAUCCUCGUCCGCCUACGAUAUCCUGGCGAUGUCAACCAAUUUCUUCCUUUCGAGGAAGUUACCGAUACGCUACUUCACGAAUUGGCACACAUCGUUCAUGGUCCACACGAUACAAAGUUUCAUGCACUAUGGGACCAGCUACGAGAUGAGCACGAAGGACUUCUAAGAUCCGGUUACACAGGCGAUGGCUUCCUAUCAGUCGGCCACAAGCUAGGGGGCAGGCGCAUACCGAUGGAUGAGGCGCGCCGUAUAGCUCGCGUUGCAGCCGAAAGGCGCAGGGCUGAGCGCGGGGACCUUGGGCGGGUAUUAGGGGGCAGGGCGCCCAGGCCCGGAGAGAACAUCCGAGAGGUAAUUGCGAAUGCGGCUGGGAGGAGGCAGGCAUCCCUGCAAGGCUGCGGCAACACCAAACACGGCGAGGGAGAAAUCCGGCAAAUCGAGGAGACAGCAACCCGAAAUGGCUUCAGGACGAAGGCUGAGGAAGACAAAGCAAAUGAGGAUGCCAUCGCUCAGGCAUUGUGGGAGCUAGUGCAGGAAGACAAAAAAGCUCGGCUCGGUGCUUCUUUUGUACCGCCUGAAGGUGUCAAUGGAGACCUGGCGGUUACCGAUGGGACGAUGACUGACAAUAAAUUCCGGCGUGCAGGACCUGGUUCUCUCAAGAGAGCGGGUCCAAGUCAUGAUAUGAGUGGCGUCCCUCCUCUGAAGCGGCCGGCAGCCUCAGGAACUACGAGUACGACUGUUCAGUGGGCAUGCACAUCCUGCACCUUGAUCAACGCUCCUGGGAACGAACGUUGCGAGAUUUGUGAAAAUCCACGUCCAAAAAAGGCGACUGCAUCAAGAGUUUCCGGAUUAAUCGCCAAGCAAACUACAAAACAAGAAGUUAUUGACUUGACAACAAGCCCAAAGCAAAGUGCGAAGCCUUUAAGUAAACCAGUAUCUGACGAUGUAAACAUCGCAGCGCGUUCUCACGAGAGGAAACCUGCACCGUCCUGGUAUUGUCGACAUUGUCAGACCCGCAUGGAGCGCAAAUGGUGGACUUGCUCAAAAUGCGGCAAAAUGAAGGAGGCCGAAAGCUCUCAGGGUCAAGCCGGAAAACCCAACAGCGGUGGAGUUUAUUCACAAGGCGGGACUUACGUUCCGCAAACACUCGCGGGUACCCCAGAUUGCUGGAAGUGUCUGAACUGCAAAACACGAAUGGAUAGCAAAUGGUGGAUCUGUUCAACUUGUGGUAAGAUGAAGGAAAGUUCGUGAGACAGAUGAUCCCAUAUGAGUUAUGACGAUGCUGUGUGUGUUGGUUUUGAUUGAUGACAUAUAAAUGGCGCAACAAGGGGUUUGUAUUGGGUGAAAGUCUCAGGGAUUUCUUAACACGACAUAUGAUGCUGAUCCUCAACGGGAAAGGCCAUAGUGUGACAAACCCAGCGGCGGUCUAGACAUUCGGUAGAUAGAUUGUGCGGUUCGAUACAUACAUUUCGCAAAUCUAGAC
This is a messenger RNA of Pyricularia grisea, 2135 nucleotides long. RefSeq lists its product as uncharacterized. The transcript is spliced from 2 exons. Bases 452 to 1903 code for a protein of 483 amino acids. The record is from RefSeq and is a predicted model, not a curated record. Lineage: Eukaryota; Fungi; Ascomycota; Sordariomycetes; Magnaporthales; Pyriculariaceae.